Messenger RNA from Marmota flaviventris (yellow-bellied marmot), 3371 nucleotides. RefSeq names its product mitofusin 1 (gene Mfn1). The record is from RefSeq and is a predicted model, not a curated record. Gene Ontology annotation, biological process: mitochondrial fusion; mitochondrion localization. Gene Ontology annotation, cellular component: mitochondrial outer membrane. Lineage: Eukaryota; Metazoa; Chordata; Mammalia; Rodentia; Sciuridae. Gene Ontology annotation, molecular function: GTP binding; GTPase activity.
AGGAAGGAUGAGGCAGCCAGGGGUCUGUGGCAGAGCUGCGGUUGCCGGGUGACAAGUUUAAGAGCUGGAAUUAGCAUAAUGGCAGAAUCGGCUUCUCCACUGAAGCACUUUGUGCUGGCUAAGAAGGCAAUUACUGCAAUAUUUGCCCAGUUACUGGAGUUUGUUACUGAAGGAUCACAUUUUGUUGAAGCAACAUACAGGAAUCCAGAACUUGAUCGAAUAGCCACUGAAGAUGAUUUGGUGGAAAUACAGGGGUGUAAAAAUAAGCUUUCUGUCAUUGGUGAGGUGCUGUCUCGGAGACACAUGAAAGUGGCAUUUUUUGGCAGAACAAGCAGUGGGAAGAGCUCUGUUAUCAAUGCAAUGUUAUGGGACAAAGUUCUCCCUAGUGGGAUUGGCCAUACAACCAAUUGCUUCCUAAGUGUUGAAGGAACUGAUGGAGAUAAAGCUUAUCUUAUGACAGAAGGAUCAGAUGAAAAAAAGAGUGUGAAGACAGUUAAUCAGCUGGCCCAUGCCCUCCAUAUGGACAAAGACUUGAAAGCUGGCUGUCUUGUGCAUGUGUUUUGGCCAAAGGCAAAAUGUGCCCUAUUGAGAGAUGACUUGGUUUUAGUAGACAGUCCAGGCACAGAUGUUACAACAGAACUGGAUAGCUGGAUUGAUAAGUUUUGCCUAGAUGCUGAUGUCUUUGUUUUGGUUGCAAACUCGGAAUCAACACUAAUGAACACGGAGAAACAUUUUUUUCACAAAGUGAAUGAACGACUUUCCAAGCCUAAUAUUUUCAUACUGAAUAAUCGUUGGGAUGCUUCUGCAUCAGAGCCAGAAUAUAUGGAAGAUGUACGCAGACAACACAUGGAAAGAUGCCUGCAUUUCUUGGUAGAGGAGCUCAAAGUAGUGGAUCGUUUAGAAGCACAAAAUCGUAUCUUCUUUGUUUCAGCAAAGGAAGUUCUUAGUGCUAGAAAGCACAAAAUACAGGGGAUGCCAGAAGGUGGUGGGGCACUUGCUGAAGGAUUUCAGGCAAGAUUACAGGAAUUUCAGAAUUUUGAACAAAUUUUUGAGGAGUGUAUCUCGAAGUCAGCAGUGAAAACAAAGUUUGAACAGCACACUAUCAGAGCUAAACAGAUACUAGAUACUGUGAAAAACAUAAUGGAUUCAGUAAACGUGGCAGCAGCAGAGAAAAGGGUUUAUUCAAUGGAAGAGAGGGAAGACCAAAUUGACAGACUGGACUUUAUUCGAAACCAGAUGAACCUUUUAACUUUGGAUGUUAAGAAAAAAAUCAAGGAGGUCACUGAGGAGGUAGCGAACAAGGUUUCGUGUGCAAUGACAGAUGAAAUUUGUCGACUGUCUGUUUUGGUUGAUGAGUUUUGUUCUGAGUUUCAUCCAACUCCAAGUGUAUUGAAAGUAUAUAAAAAUGAGUUAAAUAAGCACAUAGAAGAUGGUAUGGGAAGAAAUUUGGCAGAUCGGUGCACCAGUGAAGUCAAUGCCUCAAUGCUUCAAUCCCAGCAAGAAAUUAUUGAAAAUUUGAAGCCAUUACUUCCAGCUGGUAUACAGAAUAAACUUCAUACAUUGAUCCCUUGCAAGAAAUUUGACCUCAGUUAUGACCUAAAUUGCCACAAGUUAUGUUCAGAUUUUCAAGAGGAUAUUGUAUUUCGUUUUUCCUUGGGCUGGUCUUCCCUUGUUCAUCGAUUCUUGGGCCCCACAAAUGCUCAGAGGGUAUUGCUUGGAUUAUCAGAGCCUAUCUUUCAGCUUCCUAGAUCAUUAGCUUCAACUCCCACUGCUCCCACCAAUCCAGCAACACCAGAUAAUGCAUCACAGGAAGAACUCAUGGUUACCUUAAUAACAGGAUUAGCUUCUCUUACAUCUAGAACUUCUAUGGGCAUCAUAGUUGUUGGAGGAGUGAUAUGGAAAACUGUAGGCUGGAAACUCAUAUCUGUUUCAUUGAGUAUGUAUGGAGCUUUGUAUCUUUAUGAAAGGCUAACCUGGACUACACAUGCCAAGGAGAGAGCCUUUAAACAGCAGUUUGUGAACUAUGCAACUGAAAAACUGCAGAUGAUUGUUAGUUUCACAAGUGCAAACUGUAGCCACCAAGUACAACAAGAAAUGGCUACGACUUUUGCUCGCCUGUGCCAACAAGUUGAUAUUACACAAAGACAUCUGGAAGAAGAAAUUGCUAGAUUAACCAAAGAAAUAGAUCAGUUGGAGAAAAUACAAAACAAUUCGAAGUUCUUAAGAAAUAAAGCUGUUCAGCUUGAAAAUGAGUUGGAGAAUUUUACUAAGCAAUUUCUACAUUCAAGCAAUGAGGAAUCUUAAACAAUAGAGGUUGCUUUGGUGAACGUCAUGGGAGGAAAUGGAACCUGGAAGAUUGGGAGAGUUGUUAUUUUUAUGAAAUGACUUCAAUAUGAAUUAUACUAUAACUAAGUGGCAAAUCCCUGUGUAGAUUCUGGUAAUGAUCUAUCCCAGGGUGUUUGCAUUUCAGAAAAGUGUUAGGAUAUGUUCUUUGUUUUAAUUUGGGAUAAAGACUAAGUUUUUUGUGUUAAAUAAUGAAUUAGUUAAAAACAACAGAAUCAACUUUGUGACCCCUGAGGGGUGGGUCCUUGAGCUCUUUAAUUGGGGCUUUCUUUGUUUUUGAUUCUGAAAAACUCUGCUUCCUGGUAUCCAGGAGUUAGAGAGUGAUCCUUUCAUCUUCUUUCUCAAAACUAAUUUUUUGAUGCCUUCUUUAAUGGGAAUAGUCAACUUUUUGUUUUGUUUUGUUUUAUAAGCUCCAUUGCUCUAACCUCCAAGGAGUGUGGAAUGUUCUUGAGUGUCCUAUUUAUGCAGGUUACAAUCAUUCUUGCCAUCAUGGCAAGUAUGUAAACCACUAAUAAAUAUGCUGUUUUUACCCCUUCUUUUAUUCCCAUUAAAACUGAUGUUAUAAAUUUGUUAUUAUAGUCACUUAUAAAAGUAUCUGAGUCUAAAUAGUUUCUUUAUGUUUUCUAAGAAAUAUUUUCAACUUUGCUCCAGUUAGGAGUCCAGUAAGGAAAGCUUUUCUAUCUUAGUUGGAGGAAUAGAGUUUGAUGUGAUGAAAAUAGCCAAAGAUAUAGGAGGUCUGCAUUUUGGCUGAUAACAGUAAUGUUUAAAAGCUAUUCUUCAGAAGGCACUUGCCUAAGGUAACUGCUGGAUUAUCCCCCACUGGAAGCUUUUACUUGUAUUUAAGAUAUGAAUUUGCUAUGGCUCCAUUAAAAAUUAAUACUGUAAUUUUUUUACCUUAAUGAAAUGUUCAUGGAUUCAAGUAUUAUAUCUGCUUCUGUAUGAAAAACUGAUUGAAACUUAUAUGGGAAUAUUUUUAAAUGACAUCAUUCUGGGAUCUUGCUGUAAAAAAUAAAGAUCAGCAUCACCUA